AAUCCACCACCCCCAAACCCAUCACAAAACCACAGUUCGAUCCCUGCUUCACCCUACCCAUCCCUCCCAGCCCGCAAAUCUCCCAUUCGGCAGUGAACUCAAAGAAAAAAGAAUGUACGCCGCAGCCAUUAGUUUCUGAAAUUCCUCAUGGUGAAAAGCGGACCAGAAACCCCAAAUUGCGGCUUGGAAACAAAGAAAGUAAUUGUUUGUUGUACACAUGUCUCUCCAAGGUAAAUAAAGCAGUGUCGUGAGCCUCUCGACCAGAACCUUCAUGCCUUUAACAAGAACUUGUGCCUGCCUUUAUGAUGGAGAAGAGCGGGAAAGGAAAGGAAUGGAAUCAGGUAGCCGCGAGAGAUGUUCUCGUAAUGUUUGCUAUGGGAGAGUAUUCGAGGAAGGGGAUUUUUUCUUUGUUGGAUUGCUUGUGCUGGGAGUGUUGGUUGGGUUGAAAGGUGAGCACACAGCGGAGGGCGUUGAGACGACGCUUUCGUAUGGGUUUUGCGGUCUGACCUUUUACCAGGUGAUCAUCAUUGGAGAAUGGGUUGUCUCUUUUGGUUUGGAAGUGAAGGGAUUGGGGGGAAGGGUUGUCUGUGACUGGAAGUUGAAUUGGGUCUGGGACGAGGGGGAGGAGUCAAGUAGGAAGUUAUGGGACGUGCCUUGUGUUAGCUCAGCUCGGUGUGAAGGGUUAGUUGGAGGUGAGUAUUGAUUGUUGACAAUAAGAGCGAAGAGAGCAUCAUGUAGGUAUCAGUGUCGUUGCUGCUAUCAUUCAGCAGACGCGUCUGUCGCGGUAGAUAGAUAGAUAUAGAAACAGGAGAGCGUGUGUGUAUGUUGUUAAAGGU
Messenger RNA from Aspergillus eucalypticola CBS 122712, 836 nucleotides. RefSeq lists its product as uncharacterized. The transcript has a single exon. Bases 272 to 703 code for a protein of 143 amino acids. The record is from RefSeq and is a predicted model, not a curated record. NCBI's taxonomy places the organism in Eukaryota, Fungi, Ascomycota, Eurotiomycetes, Eurotiales, Aspergillaceae.